Peromyscus californicus insignis is the source of this 2173-nucleotide messenger RNA. RefSeq names its product coiled-coil domain containing 25 (gene Ccdc25). The record is from RefSeq and is a predicted model, not a curated record. NCBI's taxonomy places the organism in Eukaryota, Metazoa, Chordata, Mammalia, Rodentia, Cricetidae. The transcript has 9 exons. The coding region runs from base 151 to 777 and encodes 208 amino acids.
AAAGAUGGCGCCGACAGGACGGCAUUGUGACGCGACCGCACGUCCGCCGGAAGUGUCCGGAGGAGAGCCUGGAAGCCGGCUCACCCUUGCGCCUGUGGUUAUCUUGAGCUUCGCGAUUUGAGCACGAGUUGCCACUCUUCUAGCAGGAUCAUGGUGUUCUACUUCACCAGCAGCAGUGUUAACUCAUCUACUUACACUAUCUACAUGGGAAAGGAUAAAUAUGAAAAUGAAGAUCUGAUAAAGUAUGGCUGGCCUGAAGACAUUUGGUUUCACGUGGACAAACUCUCUUCGGCUCAUGUAUACCUUCGAUUACAAAAGGGAGAGAAGAUAGAAGACAUUCCAAAGGAGGUUCUGAUGGACUGUGCCCACCUUGUGAAGGCCAAUAGCAUUCAAGGUUGCAAGAUGAACAACGUUAAUGUGGUAUACACACCAUGGUCUAACCUGAAGAAAACAGCUGACAUGGAUGUGGGGCAGAUAGGCUUUCACAGGCAGAAGGAUGUCAAAAUUGUGACAGUGGAGAAGAAAGUGAAUGAAAUCUUGAACCGAUUAGAAAAAACCAAAUCGGAGAAGUUUCCCGACCUAGCAGCAGAGAAAGAAGGUCGAGACCGUGAAGAGAGGAAUGAGAAAAAAGCCCAGAUUCAGGAAAUGAAAAGGAGAGAGAAAGAAGAGAUGAAGAAGAAAAGGGAAAUGGAUGAACUUCGGAGCUACUCGUCACUAAUGAAAGUUGAGAAUAUGUCCUCAAAUCAAGAUGGUAACGAUUCGGAUGAGUUCAUGUGAGCUGAGCAAAGGACCCUGGGAAGACAUGAAUGUGCAGACCAUUACAGAUCUUUUGAUUUCAUCUAUGUUCUGAAUUAUAGAAACCAACCAACCAAAAUUCUACCUUCAUUCUACAUAGACAUCACUCAUUUUGGAGCUUUUUGUUUUUUUUAAGUCAUUUUUUUGCUGAUGAACAGAUGUGUAAUAUAGUUGAACUUGAAGACAACUUAUAACUCUAGGAAAAGAAAACUAUUUUUGACAGAACAUAUGUCAGAACCUCAUGAAGGCUGGCUGCCUCUGUUCCUGAGGUAGACGUUUGAGCAGACCAACUCUGGAAAGUGUUUCUGUGGCUGUGGUCUGUCCUGGAAACAGACAUCAUCACAAAAUGCGUUUCCUAUUUCUGAAAUAUCUCUGCUUCUCAUAAGACUGCCGGUGGGUUACUCGGGCCAGGGCCCCUGAUGACGAUUUCCUGAUUGGAAGAAGGGUCUGUGAGUUUUGAAGACAGUGGUAGUACUUCAGACUUGGGUUUCAAUAUUGAGAAGUUCUCUCUUGUUGGUUUCAGGGUAGCUAGCCCAGCCCUUAGCUUCUUCCAAGGGUCAUGUUCUCAUCCUUAAGGUGAGGGCCCUUGUCUUAGCAUCGUGGUUACACAGUUGAUCUUAACCAAGUUUAGGAACUUGUUAACCUGAACUACAAGUGACCCAAGCCACAGAUGUGACAACUAGGCUCUGAAGUCACUUCUCGGUGUGGAGGGAGACAGGGAGGGGCGCUCUGCCAGUAGUGGGAGUGACACUGCCUCAUUUUUGUCUUGACUAUAUCAUGAAACAAAAGUCCACAGUGGUUGUGAGUUUUCAAAAGAAUCAAGCAUUUUCUUAGUCAGCAAGUCAUCUGUUUCCUUACUUUGAAAUAAUAUUUAUUUUGAAUUGUAACCCCAGAGUUAUAGGCUCGGUGACUUCACACAGAGCACUGGUACUGGUCCGAGCCACCUGCUGUCCAGGAGACACACUUUUAUUGCAGUGUUUAAGGGAACCCCUGUAGAGACACAGCAAAACAAUGAGAGAGAAGAGAGGGCAAAGCCUGCUGGGAAGUGGCCUGCAGAUCCAUAUUUUCGCAUACCACCACACAGUGCCCACAGCUCUAGGGUGCUGAGCCAGCAGAAAUGAUUUCUUCAGCAAAUGUACCAGCUGUCAUCACUGAAGUAUGGGCAAACCCAGAAGACCUAUGAUGCCUAGUACUUCAAGUUGAGUAUGAGUUGAACUGGAAAAUUCCCUGAGGCAUACAUUACUCAUUAGCCAAAUUUGAGGGGGUAUGGAAGCCAGCACCAGAGGGUGUAUGUAUGUAUGUAUGUGUGUGUGAUAUUUAGACUGGAGUUCUGUGAUUUUAAAAAAUUAUAAUAAAGUAUCAUUUUUAUCAGAAAAGA